Messenger RNA from Westerdykella ornata, 1344 nucleotides. Its product is annotated as Arabinanase/levansucrase/invertase. The transcript has 4 exons. The record is from RefSeq and is a predicted model, not a curated record. Bases 1 to 1344 code for a protein of 447 amino acids. Gene Ontology annotation, molecular function: carbohydrate binding; hydrolase activity, hydrolyzing O-glycosyl compounds. Gene Ontology annotation, biological process: carbohydrate metabolic process. NCBI's taxonomy places the organism in Eukaryota, Fungi, Ascomycota, Dothideomycetes, Pleosporales, Sporormiaceae.
AUGCAUCUACUAAAGACCAUCCUGGGGGCGACACUUCUAGUUGGGACCCAUGCCACUCUCCAAAUUGUACCUGGUGGCACCUGGACUGCGACGAACACCGGCAAGCACAUUCAAGCUCAUGGCGGUGGCAUUUUGAAAGUCGGAGAAACAUACUACUGGGUCGGCGAGGACAAGACAGAAGGCUCGGCAUUCCAAAAUAUCAACUGCUAUUCUUCCAAAAAUCUCGUCGAAUGGAGGUACGAAGGGGCUCUUCUGACCCGCCAGGGUUCAGGCGACUUGGGCCCAGAUCGCAUCAUUGAGCGCCCGAAGAUCAUAUACAACAAAAGUACCAAGCAAUAUGUGCUCUGGAUGCACAUCGACAGUUCGAACUAUGGUGAUGCUAAGGUCGGCGUCGCCACUGGGAGUACGCCAUGCGGCCAGUACUCUUAUAAAGGCAGCUUCAGGCCUCUAGGAUUUGAGAGCCGGGAUUCUGGAGUUUUUGUGGACGAUGAUGAGAAAGGAUACCUCCUCACGGAAGAUCGCAAGAACGGACUGCGUAUCGAUCUCCUCGCCGAUGAUUAUCUGACUGUCAAGUCAUCCACGUAUUUGUGGAAAGAAUCAAUUGAAUCACCGGCGAUGAUCAAGAAGAAUGGCGUGUAUUUCAUGUUCGGGUCUAAACUCACCGGCUGGGAUCCGAAUGACAACGUCUAUAGCACUGCAACGAAGAUAACCGGACCGUGGUCCUCUUGGAAGAAAUUUGCAGACUCAGGGUCCAACACAUAUGCCAGCCAAACCACGUUCAUUCUCCCCGUCGGCGACAGUUUCAUGUAUAUGGGGGAUCGGUGGGUCAAGGACAAUCUGAUGCGCUCGACUUAUAUCUGGCUACCUCUGCAAAUAUCAGGCACUACCGCCACUAUGAAGAAUGCGGUAAAUUGGGUCCCCAAUGUUGCGUCGGGGUCUAUGACCUCUGGUCCCUCGGAGAAUACGUAUGAAGGCGAGUCAGCGCAGCUCAGUGGAGGCGCCAAAACGGUUUCCUGUUCUGGCUGCUCAGGAAAGAAUGCUGCAGGCUAUAUCGGCGGUUCUAGCUCUGGUUCUGUCUUCUUUGCAAAUGUAACCAGUGCUGCCACGACAAGAACGACGAUCCGGAUCAAGCACCUGAACGGAGACAAGAGUCAGCGUUUCGCCGAUAUAAGUGUGAACGGGGGAGCAGCGCAAAGAGUCGCUUUCUUACCACAUGGGGGAAAUGACCCCUCAAGUAGCACUCUGCAUGCUGACCUGAAGAGCGGGGAUAAUACCAUCCGCAUCAGUAUGUCUGGAGGAGGAUGGGGCCCAGAUAUCGAUCGUUUGAUGGUGCCUACCUCUUGA